GUAGGUUUCAAUAUGCCUGAACCCGCGAAGUCUGCGCCCAAGAAGGGCUCCAAGAAAGCCGUCACCAAAACCGCCGGCAAAGGAGGAAAGAAGAAGAGAAAGACCAGGAAGGAGAGCUACGCCAUCUAUGUAUACAAGGUGCUGAAGCAGGUCCAUCCUGAUACCGGUAUCUCUUCCAAGGCCAUGAGCAUCAUGAACUCGUUUGUUAACGACAUCUUUGAGCGCAUCGCGUCGGAGGCGUCUCGUCUGGCUCAUUACAACAAACGCUCCACCAUCACCUCCAGGGAAAUCCAGACUGCCGUCCGCCUCCUGCUGCCCGGUGAGCUGGCCAAGCACGCCGUGUCUGAGGGAACCAAGGCCGUCACCAAGUACACCAGCUCCAAGUAAACACCCGGUUAACGGGAAUACUUCCAAAGGCCCUUUUCAGGGCCACCCACUAAAUCUAUAAGUGCUCACAAUUCCGUCUCUUUUGAUAGAGAAAAGGAACACAGUUGGAAAG
Messenger RNA from Melanotaenia boesemani (Boeseman's rainbowfish), 499 nucleotides. RefSeq names its product histone H2B 1/2. Bases 13 to 387 code for a protein of 124 amino acids. Gene Ontology annotation, molecular function: DNA binding; structural constituent of chromatin; protein heterodimerization activity. Gene Ontology annotation, cellular component: nucleosome. Lineage: Eukaryota; Metazoa; Chordata; Actinopteri; Atheriniformes; Melanotaeniidae. The transcript has a single exon. The record is from RefSeq and is a predicted model, not a curated record.